AUGAACAUGGCCGGAAAGGUCAACAAGUCCAAGGCUUCACCGUCCACUCCCCACCCGAAUCCCGAGGCGCCUCAGAAAGAAGCACCUAGUACACAGAUGGACCCGAGGGCUUAUGCCGAGCUGUUGAAAGAAGCUGGCAACCAGGUUUUUCGGAAUGGGAACUUCUUUUUGGCCAUCAGAAAGUACGAUGAAGCCAUCCAGAUUCUCCUGCAGUUAUACCAUUGGGGGGUCCCUCCUAGGGACUUGGCUGUGCUGCUGUGCAACAAAUCCAAUGCAUUUUACAGUCUUGGGAAAUGGAACGAGGCCUUUGUGGCUGCCAAGGAGUGUCUCCAGUGGGAUUCGACGUACAUAAAGGGAUAUUACAGGGCUGGUUACUCCUUGCUGCGAUUGCUCCAGCCUUAUGAAGCUGCUCGCAUGUUUUUUGAGGGUCUGCGCCUUCUACAAGACAACCAAGAGCAGUCCCAGGUUGCUGAUUUCCUUGUUGGAAUCUUCACCACUAUGGGCAGUGAUCCCAUUGUUUUGCAAAGUUUCUUGCCCUGCUUUGAUCAUAUUUUCUCUACUGGAUUCUCAGCAGAAGUGUGGCAAUCCGUAAUAGAAAAAUUGGCAAAGAAAGGAUUGUGGCACUCAUUUCUACUUCUGUCAGCGAAAAAGGAUCGACUACCAAGGAAUAUCCAUGUCCCAGAGUUAUCACUGAAAAGUCUCUUUGAGAAAUACGUCUUUAUUGGACUUUAUGAGAAACUGGAACAAGUACCCAAGUUAGUCCAAUGGCUCAUCUCCCUGGGUGCAAAUAUUGAGACCAUAGGCCCGUACCCGCUUCAUGCCCUCAUGCGGCUCUGCAUCCAGGCCAAGGAAAACCAUCUUUUCAGGUGGUUGAUGGACCACAGACCUGAGUGGAAAGGCCGCAUCAACCAGAAGGAUGAGAACGGCUGCACGCUCCUGCACCUGGUGGCCGCCCCCUCCCCGGGGUACUUCACCAAGCGACAAACAGAGGAUGUGCAGAUGUUGCUGCGCUUUGGGGCGGACCCCACCCUGGUGGACUGCCAGUCCCGGUCUGCUGUGGACAUCCUCAAGAGGAAUAAGAACUUCAGAGCCAUUGACAAAAUCAACAGUCACUUGGAAAAGCUGGCUGCGUGUUCUAAGGACCUAUCAGGACUAAGCAAUGGUGAGGGACCCGCAAAUGAAAGCAACAUUUUCCGGAGAACCUUGGAGCAGCUGGUGAAGUACAUGAACUCUGGAAAUGGGUUCUCGCAUAAAAACUUUCUGAAGCAAGAAGUGGUUCAGAGGUUCUUACGCCACCUUUCUUUUCUGCAAGAAAUUCCUCCUGACCUGGUCUGUGACAUUAGUGGUGAUUGUGCCAACGCCUGCAUCAAGUUUUUACUGGAAAAGCACAAGUGGCCAGAAGUGCUCCUGCUGCUGACCCGCAAAGUGAGCGGGGAGCCCCCGCUGGGAGAGGGCUUCAUCCGAGACUACAACUUCUCAGACCUCGACCUCUGUUCCUUCAUCCUCCACCUCAGCGCCUGGGACCAGCGGAGGACCCUGCUCCUCCGCCACCUGAUAGAUGGCGGAGCCUUGCCCCAGGGUCUUGGGGACCACCAGGAGAGGCCGAUCACCAUGUGCCUACAACGUGAGGACUUCGAGUUGGCUUUUCUACUCUUGACUAAGGGUGCAGAUCCCCGUGGCAUUUCUCUCAGGGAAGGGGAUACUCCUUUGCAUGCUGCACUCCACGUCUUUUUAGAAAAGAAAGCUGACAUCGGCUUUGACUUCCUCAGCCACUUGUUGGAUCUCUACUGGUCCAACCCCAGCGAAUUUUUCUACCUCAACCCCAACACCCAGGACAGCAAUGGGAACACACUAAUGCACAUCCUCUUUCAGAAGGGCAAGCUGAAGCGCAUGAAGAAGCUGCUGGAGCUGCUGGCGAGGUUUGACAUCAACCUAAACCUGAAGAACAAAGAAGGCAAAGAUGUGCGGCACCGGGUUAAGAAGAAUGACGCUCUGCUCCUGGCUUGGAACAAAGCGGUGAUGGACAACAGGCGCAGGAACCGGCAGGACGCCUCUGCCCACCCAGGGAAGCUCGCGAGGCCCUCCACCCCUGGCCACAUACCUCAGCUCAAGUCCCAAGGUUCACUCAAGUCAUCACCAUGCAACGUCCCUGCCAAAUCCCAGCCCAAAAGAGCUGUGGUCCCAGAUAGCUGGGAGACGCCCCCUGAUGCCCAGGUGACCAGGCAGGAGCCUGGUGACAUCGGGCCCUGCUCUCUGAGAGACCGCCUUAUACAGGACAUCACGGUGCUGAUUCAGCAGGUUGAACUGGAUGGGUCCCUCCCAGAGGACUGUCCUCAGGGCUCCCAGCCAAUGGAGGCAGGGGCUGGCAUGGAAGUAGACAGAGACCAGUUCCAGCGAACCCUGGGGGCAGUGGGCUCUGACUGCAGUGGGAGUAUCCCUGCCAUCCUUGACGCAGGGGAGGGAUGUGCUCAGGCAGGCUUCAGGGCCACACAUCCGGUUCCUGAGUGUCUCACAGGGAGGGAGAGCUGCCAGGACCGGGAGGACCAGAGCAUGCAGGAGAUCGAGGCCUGCUUCCAGGACUUCGAUAACAUGACCUGGGAGAUCGAGUGCACUUCAGAAAUGCUCAAGAAAAUGUCCAGCAAGGGAAUGUCUAAGGUGAUGAAGAAGAAGAUUAUCCUGGCCAUCCAGCAGCUGGGGAAUGGCGAGUGGACCCAGAGCCUGCAGAAGCGCCUCAAGCAUCUAAAAGGAAACAUCCAUCUCUUUGAGGCCAAACUGGACAAAGGAGCCAGGAUGCUGUGGGAACUGGCCAUCGACUUCUCCCCUAGAUGCAGCGAGAACCCAGAAAAGAUCAUCACCCUGGAGAGGAACUCAUAUUCCACAGAGAAAUCAGGACGGGUCUACACCGAAAUCAUCCGGAUCUGGGACAUUGUCUUGGAUCACAACAAACUGUCAGACUCUAUCAACGCCAUCUGCAGUGCCUACAACCGAGGCUUGGCCUGCAUCCUGCGCAAGAAACUGAAGGGCAUCAACAAAGGCCUGGUCAGCACGAAGACUCAAAGGCGGAUACCGCGCUGCUACGUGGAGGACACCGAGGCAGAAAGGAGCAGCAAGCAGGUGGAGCCGGAGUACUUCCCCCCCGCCAGCGCCGUGAAGACAGAGUACAACAUCAUGAAGUUCCACAGCUUCAGCACCAACAUGGCCUUCAACAUCCUCAACGACAUGACGACCACAGUGGAGUACCCCUUCCGGGUGGGGGAGCUGGAAUACUCGGUGAUCAACCUCAACCCCAAGCCGCUGGAGCCCAUCAUCCUCAUUGGCCGCAGUGGUACUGGCAAGACAACUUGCUGCUUGUACAGGCUGUGGAAGAAAUUCCACAAUUACUGGGAGAAGGCUGAGCAAGCGGGAAGCCCGCUGCUGGCCAAACAGCUCUGGGUGAAGAGGAGGUUGGAAAUGGAACCCAUAAAGGAGGAUCUGGGUGGAGAGGAAGAGGAGGAGGCUGAGGAUGAGGAAGAAGAAGGUUCCAUCGAAGUGGAACUAGCCGACAGCAUAGAUGAGGAGCAGGAGAGCGAUUCCUGUACAGGGGGAGCCAGCGGGGAGGUAGAGGGACAUGGCCAAGUGGCUGAAGUCUGUGCCCCGGAAGGCUGCGCCCCAGAAGACUGCGCCCCGGAAGACCGCGCCCCGGACAGCUCCCACCAGCUGGAGCAUUUACAUCAGAUCUUUGUGACCAAGAACCACGUAUUGUGCCAGGAGGUGCAGAGGAAUUUCAUUGAGCUUUCCAAGUCUACCCAGGCUACCAGUCACUACAAGCCCUUGGAGCCCAACGUUCACAGACUCCAGGACCUGAAGGACGAGAACUUUCCCCUGUUUGUCACCUCCAAGCAGCUGCUGCUCCUCCUGGAUGCCUCACUGCCCAAACCGUUUUUCCUAAGGAACGAAGAUGGCAGCUUGAAAAGAACCAUCGUAGGGUGGUCCACGCAGGAGGAGCUGACCAUCCCCAACUGGCAGGAGGAGGAGGAGGGGGAGGCAGAAGGGGACUAUACUGAGGAGGAGAAAGCCACGGAACCGCGGCAGGGUGAGUGUGACCCCCGGGUGUACGUGACAUUUGAGGUGUUCGCCAGUGAAAUAUGGCCCAAAAUGAAAAAAGGGAAAACUUCCUACAACCCCGCACUGGUUUGGAAAGAAAUAAAAUCCUUUCUAAAGGGGUCUUUUGAGGCCCUCAGCUGCCCCCAAGGGAGACUGACAGAAGAAGCCUACAAGAAGUUGGGGAGGAAACGGUCUCCCAAUUUCAAGGAAGACCGGAGCGAGAUCUAUGGCCUCUUCUGCCUAUACCAGCAGAUCAGGUCUCAGAAAGGUUACUUUGACGAAGAGGAUGUUCUCUACAACCUCUCCCGGAGGCUCUCGAAGGUCCAGGCACUCCCGUGGUCCAUCCAUGAGCUCUAUGGUGAUGAGAUCCAAGACUUCACUCAAGCCGAGCUGGCACUGCUGAUGAAGUGCAUCAAUGACCCCAAUGCCAUGUUCCUCACUGGGGACACGGCGCAGAGCAUCAUGAAGGGUGUGGCCUUCCGCUUCAGCGACCUGCGCUCCCUGUUCCACUACGCCAGCAAGAGCACCUCCGACAAGCAGUGCGCAGUCCGUAAGCCCAAGAAGAUCCACCAGCUGUACCAGAAUUACCGGUCGCACUCGGGAAUUCUCAAUCUGGCAUCUGGAGUGGUGGACUUACUCCAGUUCUAUUUUCCGGAAUCUUUUGACCGUCUUCCGAGGGAUGCUGGCCUUUUCGAUGGUCCCAAACCAACUGUCCUGGAGUCUUGCAGUGUAAGCGACUUGGCAAUUUUGCUACGAGGGAAUAAAAGGAAAACCCAGCCCAUUGAAUUUGGAGCCCAUCAGGUUAUCCUCGUAGCCAAUGAAAUCGCAAAGGAGAAAAUUCCAGAAGAGCUGGGCUUGGCACUCGUACUAACAGUUUAUGAAGCAAAAGGCUUAGAAUUUGAUGAUGUUCUCCUUUACAACUUUUUCACUGAUUCUGAGGCUUACAAGGAGUGGAAGAUCAUUUCUUCCUUUACCCCUUCAUCAUCUGACUCCAGAGAGGGAAACCAGCCAUUGAUCCAAGUGCCUCUGGAGAAACCCAGCUCCUCUCAGGGCCGGUCUGUCGUGGUGAAUCCAGAAAUGUACAAGCUUCUCAACGGGGAGCUGAAACAGCUGUACACAGCCAUCACACGGGCUCGGGUCAACCUCUGGAUCUUUGACGAAAACCGGGAGAAGCGGGCGCCAGCUUUUAAAUAUUUCACUCGAAGAGAUUUUGUUCAGGUCGUGAAGACAGAUGAAAAUAAAGACUUGGACGACAGCAUGUUUGUGAAGACCUCGACCCCGGAGGAGUGGAUUGCGCAGGGGGAAUACUAUACCAAACACCAGUGCUGGAAGGUUGCAGCUAAAUGUUACCAGAAAGGAGGUGCCUAUGAGAAGGAGAAACUGGCACUGGCCCACAACACUGCCCUGAACAUGAAGUCCAAGAAAGUCAGCCUCAGGGAAAAGCAGAUGGAGUAUUUGGAACUGGCUAAGACCUACUUAGAGUGCAGAGAGCCACAGUUGUCCCUGAAGUGUCUGAGCUACGCCAAGGAGUUCCAGCUCUCUGCCCAGCUGUGUGAGAGGCUGGGGAAGAUAAGAGAUGCUGCCAAUUUCUAUAAACGAAGUCAGUGCUACAAAGAUGCCUUCAGAUGCUUUGAGCAGAUUCAGGAAUUUGACCUCGCGCUCAACAUGUACUGCCAAGAGGAGCUUUUUGAGGAAGCUGCAGUUGCCGUGGAGAAGUAUGAGGAAAUGCUACAGACCAAGACUCUCCCCAUGUCCAAGCUCUCGUAUUCUGCCAGUCAGUUUUACUUGGAAGCCGCAGCCAAGUACCUGAGUGCAAACAAGAUCAAGGAGAUGAUGACUGUCCUCUCUAAGCUUGACAUAGAAGACCAGCUGGUGUUCCUCAACUCCAGGAAACGCCUGGCAGAAGCUGCAGACCUGCUGAACAGGGAAGGUCGGAAAGAGGAGGCUGCUUUGCUGAUGAAGCAACAUGGCUGCCUCCUGGAAGCCGCCAAGCUCACCGCCGAUAAGAGCUUCCAAGCCUCAUGUCUGCUGGAGGCCGCCCGGCUCAAUGUGGCCAGGGGUUUGGAUGUGGAGCACACCAAAGCCAUCCUGACAGAGGCGCUGGAUCUCUGCUGUCAAACCAACCAGCAGUCUGGCAUUGCUGAGGCCCACUUCCUGCUGGGAGUGAUCCUUAGAGACUUUCAGAAGCUCAAGGACGCCUUCAUCAAGUUUGACAGGCUCAACCACUCGGCUGGAGUGGUGGAAGCUCUCUACCAUGCUGCCAGCCAGUGUGAGGUUGAGCCUGAGAAGGUCCUGGCCUUGGCUCCAGGGGGCCUGGAGGUCCUCCUCAAUCUGGUCAGGGCCCUCAAAUGUGUGAAUAACAAUGCUGAGAAGGAAAUGGUCAAGUCCUGCUUUGAGUUUUUUGGGAUUUCGCAGGUGGACCCCAAAUAUUGCCAGAUAGCUCAGAAUGAUCUCGGCCCCAUAUUAAGAAUCAUUUUUGACUUGGAUUUGAACUUAAGAGAAAAGAAAACCAAAGACCAUUACAUGAUCAUGACUGACCAAGUCAAAUUAGCCCUAAACAAACAUCUCUUAAGCAGGCUCUGUCAGAUCACACAGAGCCUGCUCAGAAAGACCUGCCCCGGGGUCUGCAUGAGGUUUAUUGUCGGCUUAAAAUGUAAGAAUGAGAACUGUGAAGAUUUGCACAGGCCUUUGCUGCGUUGCGAGGCCAAGCAUCUGGUUCAGUCCAGAAUACACCUGGUGGCAAUCAAUGGCUUGCUUCUGGAAGCCAAAAAAGUAUUCCCUAAAAUCUUAGCUAAAGAGCUUGAAGAAAUCGAUUAUAUUUUGUCUGCGGAUAUGUUUGGCCUUUGCAAAUCCUUCCUGGACGUGGUCUUCCCCAAGCAUUUUCAUCAGAGAGUGUUGUCAGAAAACCCCGUGGCGUGCAAGGAAAUACUCUGGCCCAGUUCCAAGUCCUUCCGUUCCUACAGGGUUGCUCUGAAAGGCUACGUCCACUUCCUGUUCCAAAACUCAAGGGCUCGCAGCCGCCGGGAGUCGACAGACCUGUGGCUGAGCGCCAUGCAGGCCUUCCUCCUCUCCUCCAGCUACCCCGAGGAGUUUGAAAAGCUCCUUCACCAAGAAGAGGAUGACUUUGACAGGGAGCUCAAAGCCCUGGAGUCUGAAAAAAAGGAAAGGGGCCGGGCGAGAGGCAGCAGGAUGAAAGGCAUAGAAGGGAAGUUUGGCAUGCUGGUGCCCAACAGGGAAGACGAGAGCGCCGAGAAGACCCACCUGUGCUUCAUCCGGCUGCUGGAGAACUGCAUCAACCAGUUGUAUGUGUAUAGGAACCCAGAAAACUACAAGAGGCUCUUUUUCCGUUUCAUGAACGUCCUGGUGAAGCGGUGCAAAGAGCCGCUCAUCCCCAGCAUCGGCAACACCGUCGCCCUGUUGGAGUUACAGUUUGUCCACUGUGGGGUGGUCCUGGCCCGUCUCUGCAAGAAUGCCACCCUGUGCCUCCCCAAGAGUUACAUUGCGCUCUUGCACUACUGGGAGUUCCUGCUCAGCAAGAAGGACAAGCAGCUGGGGGAUGUGUUCGCCAUCAUUCAGGAAUAUAAACCUAGGGACCUGUCCAGAGCCAUUCAGAAUUUCCGGUUCCACCUCUCCUAUCUCGUCAAGGUGCUAUGUGGCUACGAGAACAGGCACUUCAACGUCCUGCUCGAUGCCUUCAGCGAAAUAGACUACGUGGUCUCAGGGGAGGCUGAGCGGACCCUGGUGCUGUGCUUGGUGAUGCUGGUGAACGCCGAGGAGGUUCUGCAGUCGUCCUGCAAGCCCUGUCUGUACUGCCACUUCCAGGAGAUGGAAGCCCGGCUGCAGCAGAUGAGCGUGGUCUGGCCGGACCAGGUUCCAGAGAGGCUGCUGAAAGCAGUGACGCGGGUGUUGAAGGCCGGCACUGCGAAGGCCGUGGCCGAGGCUCUGCAGGACCUGCUCCGUGAGCGGGAUGAAGAGUACCUGCUGGACUGCCGCUGGCGGUGGGACAGCGUGCACGCCAAAGGGCCCACGACCCGUGGCCUCUAUUACGAGGAGGUCAGACUGAAUCGCCUACUCUCCGUGGGGCCCGUGGACAACUUGAUGGAACUGGAGUAUGAGUUUGGCCAGGGAGAGUCGGAUGAGUUGGCACUGGAAGACCGAGACCCCCUGCUGGCCGACAUCUUCUCCCAGAGGCAACGGAAAGCAUCCCUGCAGCGGAAGCUGAGACGAGUGUGCCUGGUGGUGUCCCUGUGCAUCAGCUGGAGGAGGAGGGUGAGCGCCCAGAGGGAGCACUUCAGGGAGGAGAGCAGGGAGCCCGGGGCCAGGAACUUCAAGAAGGCCGACGUGGACUGCACGCAGUGCGACCUGUGCGGAGUGAAGUUCACCCGCAGUCCCGAGAGCUACUUCAGCCCCGGUGCCGACUUUGACGGAGCGGCUUCGGGGGUGGUGGCCCUUUCCGGCGCCGAGCCGGAGGACAGGGAAGGUCAGGAGCGGAGCAGCGGGUCUUACGAGCAGCACGUCCUCCUGGAGGAUCACCAGAGGCAGCAGGUGGCCUACCAGGAAUACUUUAAGUUCUUCUGUGACAUGGUGGACCCGGCCGUGGAGGAAGGCAAGCUGGUGGUGGAGGACAUUGAGCAGAGCGUGUGGCUGCACAGUCACCUGGGCUCCAAGGAGCGCAGCCGCGUGCUUCAGAGGAAGGUGCAUGAGAACAUCCAGAAGGUUUUGGACACGGUGGACUAUCUCUACAGGCAGAAGGCCUGGGCUGAUGCCGUGAAGAUCAUGACUGGGCUGAUCAACAUUCUAAUUCCUUCCAUCCACGACGCCCGGGACUGGCUGAGGAAAACAGAGCUCCACCUGAAGGAGGAAGGUGUUGUCCAGGAAGAUGAUUAUGAAAAUGAAGUUGAGGACUUCCGUGAACUCUGUCCGAGAAAACGUUGGCAGAAACGUGGAAACCAGAGAAAACAUUAACAUCUCCACAGCUGCUGCCUCUGAAACCUUCAGAACAUUCCAUUCGGACAUAGAUUUGUGAGCUCCUACGCAGAAGAGAAAAAGACUGUCCACUAGCUUUGAAAAGUAGGGGAGCCUAACAACCCCUUUGCUUUUUGCUAUUUCUCUCUCGGUGGCGUUGGGUCCGAUUGCUCCCACAGCUGCUGGGACCGCUUAAUAGUUUUCAAGUUGAAGUGUUCGCUCCCCUAAAACAUGUUCAGAGUGGAGGAACCAUAGCUGACGGGCUCCUCACCUGAACCCCCAGGUGCUCUGGCUCAUCACCUUCAUGACAUGGGCCAGCAGCAGGGACACCCUCGCCUCAGAGUUACUGCCUCCCGGGGCCAGGAAAUCCCUUUGUGGGUCCCUCAUCUCCUUUCCCGCUGCUGCAGCGCUGCAUAGCACAGAGCUGUGUGUCCCAGGUUCCAUGUGGGCCCUACCGCUGGCCGCCCCUGGCCCCAGGCCACACUCUGGUCAUCUCCGAGCUGACUUGUAGUGUGGUCCCUUCCAUUGUACCUGUGAGCCUUCACGCUCUGUGUCACUUGGCCGCCCUCCACCCCGCCCAUUCUUUUGUGACCAUUCUUCUCAGUGACCUGUGCAAGUCAGGCUUAGGCUAUCUCGGCCUGUAGUUAAGAAUUUCCCCAGUGUCCUGCGGGCAUCCAGCCUUAAAACUUCACUCAGAAGGGAAGGCUGGGGAGCAUCACUGGGGAGUGUCCAGCCUGCCUCUCCAGGGUCUGCUUUGACUGUGCUGCAGACACUCCACAAAGUGUAUGUCGUCCCCUUGUCUGGUUUCCUUGGCUCUCCCUGGCAGCUUUGCCACCCUAGCUUGGGCUGACAUUCCAAGGGCUUGUACCCACUGAUCUGCAGGGACAAGUGGACGUAGGAGGAAGCCAGCCUUCCUGUGCCCACCCACAGGGAUUUGGCUGUGAAUCACUGCCCCGUGGCUGGUAGGCCGUGUGGGAGGAGGGCAAAGAGGGUGUGGGGCUGUUUGCUGCAGGCUGUGGUUCCUGCUGAGCCAGAGCCCAUUGGGAUGAGUCCACUUAGGAAGCCUUCCUGCCUCCCUCAUGGCUACCAACCCCUCCCACCCCUCAGCCAGCCCACUGUGACAGGUCAUGCUCUUGUGGGUCCAUCCUGUUUACUUACCACAACAGAAACAACUUUUCUCCUCCUGUUGCUGCUCAUUGUUUUCUUUUAUUGUCUUUCUAAAUGACUAUUUCCUUGAAUUGUUUACGUGUCUGAUUUUUAUUAAGUUACGUCUCCCAUUUUUAUUCUAGGUGUUUUUAGGUGUUUUUUAUAA
Molecule: messenger RNA, 10360 nt
Organism: Condylura cristata (star-nosed mole)
Lineage: Eukaryota; Metazoa; Chordata; Mammalia; Eulipotyphla; Talpidae
Gene: TRANK1
Product: tetratricopeptide repeat and ankyrin repeat containing 1
Exons: 24
Coding region: 1-9048 (3015 amino acids)
Molecular function (GO): protein binding; ATP binding
Source: RefSeq, a predicted model, not a curated record